Messenger RNA from Penicillium olsonii, 1245 nucleotides. The record is from the annotation of a GenBank genome assembly. Lineage: Eukaryota; Fungi; Ascomycota; Eurotiomycetes; Eurotiales; Aspergillaceae.
AUGGAUGGCAUUGACUGUGCCCUCUGUCGUUUCCGCCAGGAGACCCCGGAAUCGCCGAUGCACUUCGAACUCCUCAAGUAUGGCGAAAUCCCAUUGGAGCCCGUGAUCAAGAAGCGGGUGAUGAACAUGAUCCUGCAUAAUAAGACCUCCCCGUCUGAGCUGUCCGAAGUCAAUGUGAUCCUGGGUGAGACCUUCGCCUCAGCCGUGCACAAGUUCUGCGAGGACUACAAGGUAGACAUCAAGACGAUCGACGUCCUCGGAUCCCAUGGCCAAACCAUCUGGCUGCUCUCGAUGCCCGAGGCGGGUGAGACCCGCAGCGCUCUGACGAUGGCGGAGGGGACAUUCCUAGCCUCGCGCACAGGCAUCACCUCGGUUACAGAUUUCCGCGUUAGUGACCAAGCCGCUGGUCGCCAGGGUGCACCCCUCAUUGCCUUCUUCGACGCACUGGUCCUGCACCACCCCACUAAGCUCCGUGCAUGCCAGAACAUCGGCGGAAUCGCCAAUGUCUGCUUCGUCCUGCCGGAUAGCCACGGCGGAGUCGACGAAUGCUACGACUUCGACACCGGCCCCGGAAAUGUCUUCAUCGAUGCCGUCGUCCGCCACUACACCAACGGCGAACGCGAAUACGACCAAGAUGGCGAGAUGGGCGCCCGCGGUACCGUCGACCAGGAACUCGUCGACGACUUCCUGACCCACCCCUACUUCGCCCUGGAGCCCCCCAAGACCACCGGCCGUGAAGUCUUCCGCGACACCAUCGCCCACGACUUCAUCGUUAAAGCCGAAGCAAAGGGUCUCACCCCCGACGACGUCGUUGCGACCAUCACCCGCGUGACUUCCCAGGCUAUCGUCGACCACUACCGCCGCUACGCGCCCAAGGGCCUCGAGAUCGCCGAGAUCUUCAUGUGCGGCGGCGGCGCCUACAACCCCAACAUCGCGGCCUUCAUCCAAAAGAACUACCCCAACACCCGAAUCAUGAUGCUGGACGAGGCUGGUAUCCCUGGUGGCGCUAAGGAGGCCAUUACAUUUGCUUGGCAGGGUAUGGAGGCCGUGGUUGGUCGAUCCAUCCCUGUCCCCACUCGUGUUGAGACGCGCCAAGAAUACGUUCUUGGUAAGGUGUCGCCAGGCAAGAACUAUCGCAAUGUUCUGCGCCAGGGUAUGAACUUCGGCGCUGGUCGUGAUCACCUUGCCCCGGUUAAGGAAUUGGUCAACUACAUUGACGGCAAGGUUUUCAACAACAAGUGGUAG